AGAAGACCGCAGCCAUUUUGGGAGGUUAGACGUAUAAAGACUUCUCGUUUUCUUGUUUACAUCUCAUUUCUUGUUCUUUUAAUUGAACAGUUAACAGUGGAUUUGGACUUAGAAAUGGCAAGUGAAGUAGAAAACCUGAAACAUUCAAAUGGAAACUUUCUCAAAGGAAAUUUAUUUACUGAAAUUAACCGGCAGCUUGGUCUUCUUCCUGGAUUUGCGGGACUUGGUCAAGAUAUGGCGAGGUUAGAUCAAGAAACACAAACUCCUGGUAGCACAACGCCUAUGGAUAAAGUUCGACAGAUGGCAGAAGUUAUUGCCUCAGAUGUGAUUGCUACAUUCGAGGAAAAUAGUGAUAGAGCUCCUCAAAAUAGAUACUGUAAAACCAUGAGAAGAACUGUGAAAGAAAUGUCUGAUCGUCAUAAUAUCGCUUUCAAAUCUAUGGUGCAAAAACUAAAUGUGAAUGACACUAAUGCCUUCCCGACAUUUGUAUCAGUUGCUGAUGAAAUUUUUGAAGAUGGGACAAUUAACUGGGGUAGAAUUGUUGCGGUGUAUACUUUCGCAGCUAGGUUAGCAGUCCAUUGUAAGAAAUAUAGUCCGGACUCUGAAGAAAGAAUUGCCCUAUAUGCUGGAAAAUAUGUUGCGAGUAAAUUGGGGAAAUGGAUCUUGGAUAAUGGGGGAUGGGACGCCUUUGCUGAUUAUUUCCCAGAGCAAGGUGCAACGGAAGACAAGUUGUGGAAAGGACUCAUGUUCACGGCUGUCGGCCUUGUGACGUUAGGAACAAUGGUCGCAAAUCGUUGAACAAUCAACAACUGGAGUGAAAAUCCAAACAUCUAGUCAGCUGAUCAACUCCACCCAUCCUUCCCCAGGAUGCAGUUGUCUUCGAGACAAUGAGAAAUUCGUGUUCAGUUGGGGACACUUUUAUUUUUAUACUUUUUGUCAAGCAAUUAUCAUUUGUACAUAAUUGUUAUCCAUUUUGGAUUCUUGUCUCCAACAAUUAGGACAAUUUUAAAGAUUUUGUUUAACUUUAAAUGUGUACUUUUGAUGAAUAGAGGAACAAAGGACAUGUUUUCUCAUUUAUUGUAAGCUGAUAUUAUGAUCGAAAAUUCUGUCAUACCUACUAAACCAUUCCUCUUGAAAAAGUGUAAAUUAUUAGCAGUGACAUUUAUAGAACUUUUUAAAUUGUUGAGAAGGCUGGGUAAUUAAAUAUUUGUACAGCAUAUGUCAACAGAACUUGCCAUUUUAUAUGGUGUGAUUGACAGAAUUUUCCAAAAAAAAAAAAUGUUGAAGUUUAGAAUUUCACUUGAACAUUUGUAAGCAAAUCCAUGGGUUUUUUUCCUAAUAUUUAUAUACAUACAAAAAAGGAAGAUUUUGUCAGUAUAUCAUAUUUAUUGGUAUUGUAGCAAUCAAAUAUAGUGCUAUUCUUCCAGUAAGCAUGUUUAUUUAAGACAUGUAUAUGAACUAGUAUUAUUUAAAGAUGCAGCAUCCUAAAAUAAGGGCAGAUUCCAGUACCUCAUAAAUUUAAUUCACAUUGCUUGCGAGAUUGUAAUUAGUAAAUUGUUAUUUUGAUGUGUAAACCAGCAAAGUUGAUUGAUCUCAAGAAUGAACACGCAGUAAAUUUUUUUUUUUUUUUUUUUUUGAACUAAAAGUGAGUUACGCUUUCAGAACUUGUCAAGUUUUAAGGGUUUUUCUAGUGUUGUAAAAAUGUGUACACAUCUUUUCAUCAGAAAAGAAUCAAGAGUUAAAUAUGAAUGAAGUAUGAACUUUAAAUUUAAAUCUGAAUUUGGAGUAUCUGAAAAAAUCUCUAUUUUUAUUUUUUUGUUUGAUGCUGUAAAUGGUUGAUAGGCAUCUUUUUUGUGCAAUAGAUAAUGUAAAUCCAAAUAAAAUUAUUAAAAUUUGAA
Molecule: messenger RNA, 1898 nt
Organism: Saccostrea echinata
Lineage: Eukaryota; Metazoa; Mollusca; Bivalvia; Ostreida; Ostreidae
Product: bcl-2-like protein 1
Exons: 2
Coding region: 115-798 (227 amino acids)
Biological process (GO): intrinsic apoptotic signaling pathway in response to DNA damage; regulation of apoptotic process; extrinsic apoptotic signaling pathway in absence of ligand
Cellular component (GO): mitochondrial outer membrane
Molecular function (GO): protein homodimerization activity; protein heterodimerization activity
Source: RefSeq, a predicted model, not a curated record